AUGACACCGGACAAAGAUUCAGCGGAUUUUAUAACAGAAAAACACUAUCAUAUUCCUGUUAGCAUAAGAUUAAUACAUACAGUUUUAGUAUUAUACUUAUUAAUCUUAAUAUAAGACGAAUGUAACUUAUCGUAGUUGCAAACGUUAUUUUUUUUUUUUUUAUUGAAUUUCACGUUUACUUUUUGAUAGUAUAAGACUCGGACACUUAGUAAAGUUGCGUUUCAUAUUUAUAGGCCUUAUCUUUAGACUGUCUUCAAUAUUCGAUUGCACAAUAUUUCCUAAACCGAUGCACUAGUCUAAGGAAUAACAACUGUUGCCGGUGAUAAUUCAUAAUUCACCGAAAAAUGUCUUCAAUAAAAAAAGUCGACAUUUGUGACGAUGAAAUAUUUUCUAACCUAUAUUUAAAUUCGUUGUUCUUCAAUAGUUUUCCAUAUUCCUUAAAAUACCAUACUCUUUCUUCACUACUUUUAUACUUCGCAGUCUUUGUAAAUUAUUUCCGUACACUUUAUAAAUAGUUUAAUGAAUUUUUUAAUAAAAUACAGUGUUUUAAAUGGAAUAUUGUUUUCAGCUUUUUCUCCGUUUUCCUUCAAUAUUAUCGUUGAUAUCCACUAUGCACUGUUUUUCGUUAGAUGUGCCGAAACCCAACAUUUUUUAAAAUAGGAAUUGUCGAUGGUUUUCCCUACAACUCUGCAUUUCAAAUGCGUUUGAAUCUUUUUUCCUUUCUCAGUUUUGUUUCAACUCUCGUGCACAAACCUUUUUAUAAGUGUUUUCGGUCAGAUAUACAGUUUUUUUGACGUAAACUUAUUUUAAUUUAUAAAUAAAUCCCUUAUCUUAGGUAUAUUAUAAUAUGUUCGACUAAUGCUUUCUUCUGUUGUAUAAGAUAUUCAGUUGGACGCAACACACGAAGAGUCUGAUCUUGAGCGCGUUUUUCUGGGGCUACUUUUUAAUGAACCUACCGGCCGCCAUGAUCGGCCGUCGGUACAACAAUCAAAUGCUGUUGGCGAUGAGCAUGAUCCUGACCGUUUUGCUCGCGUUGAUUACGCCGACGUUAGUAGUGACAUUCGAUUGGCCCGUACUCGUACUCAUUCGGUUCCUGCAAGGCCUUACUCAGGUAAUAAUUUAAAACGAAUGAUGAUGCCAAUGACAUGACUUCGUACGUCAUUUUAAUUUUAAAAAAAGUUAGGCAAGUACGCAAACAAGUAUACACGGUACAUUACAGAAAUAGAAAAGACUUCUAGAACUACAAGAUAUUUCCAACUUAAAAACUAUUAUAAUUCUGUGUCAAUUUGGUAAAUACUUUGCUUUAGUGAACUACGAUUUUUAAGAUUAAAAGUACACGAUACAUCAAUUUUAUCAUAAUUUUAUUAAUCGUUAUUCAUUAUAAAUAACGUAUAUUUAGAUGUUAAUUAAAUAUAAUUUAUACUGGUUAAUUUUUGCAUAUCCGUUAACAAAAAAUAAUCUUUCAAAUAUAUUGUACGACGCACAACCGUUUAGGAUUUUUCAUUACUUUAAUUAUACCUAUCAAGCGAGUAUCUUGUAUCUUUUAGCACAAAAAGUUCUUUGAUACCGUAACAAAAAGUAUCUUAAUACAAGAUGCAAGAUAAAUUACGUAUACUAAUGAAUAUACAAAAUACAAUUUUAUCUUUGAUACAGCCCGACCCAAAAAACGCUGUAACCAAUAAUUAGUGAAAAUGAACUAAAACCCCGGGCGUUAAUUUCGCUGAUGUUUUACAUUGGUGAAAAAUCUCCCGCGUAAUAUCUUGUUUUCGUUUGAUGUACGUACUUAUAACAAUUAUAUGUAUGUUAAUCCACGUGUUGUUUGUAUAAGAAGAUUUGUUUAUUAUUUUAUUAUUUUAUAGGCAUUUACCAUGCCAAUGAUACAUGGCAUCAGCGCCAAGUGGGCGCCGCCCAACGAACGCGGUCGCCUCGUCGGAUUUGUAUUAGGAGGUAAUAUUAUUAUAUGAUAAUUCGAUAUUAAUAUUGCGCAUGGCGUGAAAUGUAGUAUAUUGAAAAUUCUAUCCGAAAAAUGUCGAUUAAUUACUCUACAGAUUUAAAAAUUAUCGCGAAAAGUCCCGUCGAAAAUAAAAACUAUUUAAUAUAAAUGUCUACGGUAUACACAUAAUAUAUAGGUAAUUUUUACACGGUAUAUGAUAGACACAACUUAAAUAUUAUUCAAAUUUAUAUUUUGUUUUAUUAAUUUUUAUAAUCUAUAUUCGUGAAUCGAGGUCGUAUCCAGAAAUAAUUUACGGGGGGUGGGGGUGGUCAAAAAUUUGUUUAAUGUAAUUUAACUUAGGUUUUAAAAUUUGGUUAAAAGUAAGACCAAAAAAGUUUUAAUCUUCUUUUAAUAAAAUAUAUGGUUAAAUAAACAAAAUUACUUGCACAUCUUGUCACCUUACACUUAUACAAAACAUAAAAUUUUUUAUUUUAUUUUUUAAUAGUUCAGUUCGUUUAGCCGAUAUUUUAAUAAAGUUUCCCACAGAUUUUAUUAUUCUAAUACAAUUAGGAAUAUGGUGAAUAUUUGACGAAUGUGCAAGUGCUAAGUUUAAUGAAUAUGCUCUACAGUGGAUAUUAAGUGCAGCGGGAUGUACUUACUCCAAUAACAGACUGUACUUCUUUUAAAUUACCAUUCAUUGCUUUAUCAUAAGCUUGGUCAAAUAAUUAGUCACAAGUUAUACAAAGAUUUUUUAAAGUUCCUAGAAUGACUGGCCAAACUUUGACCAUCAAUAGAGCUAACCGGUACAAAUUGUAAGAAGUCUUUUUUCAAUUCAUAAUUAUUUAUUUCAUUUUUUUCCAUAUUCAUUAUCAUCUAAAUAACGUACACACAAAAACAGUUGCUCAAAACGCGAUACGUCAGUUGUGUUGUCGACUAAUACAAUAAAACAUUUUGCCUUAUUAAUUUUGUUAACAAACUGGACUUGUAUAAUUUUUUCACAUAUAUUUUUACCUUUAUUUUUAAUUUAAGGACUUAUGUAUGUAGAAUUUUAUGCUUGAUUCACAAUGUGUUAUGUUAGAUUCAUAUUUUCACACGAAACGCGCAUUCUUAAUAAUGCUCGGAAAUUACCAUUGUUAUAAAUAGAAUUAGAGUUGUCUAAAGAAAGAUGUAUAUAAUCGUUAGUAUUGCGAAAAUCUAUUUUUUGACGCACACAAAGAAUAAUAGUUUGAAUAGCAGGAAGUAAUAUUUUAUUAAUUCGUUCAAUUUUAAUAGCACUCGCGGAAACUAACUUUCGAAUUAUAUUUAGACAGUUUUUGGAAUAUACAGCAAUAUAAUUAUCUGUGCGCAUAGCAUUAGAUUUGUGAAAUUCAGUUUGAUUGUGUUCAUUAAAUCUUUCAAUCACUUUUUUCCAGUUAUUAAAAGGUUUUAAAAUUAAUUUAAUAAGUUUCUGGUGACUGCCUUUGCCACGAAAUUCGCGACCAAAUAUCGCAUAAUAUUUACAAACUGCACCAUACUCACCAAUUCUUGAAAAAAAACCCAAGGAAAAUGUUUAAUCCAUCCGAAUUGAAUCUUUAAUUUUGUAUUUAAAUAUGUUAAAUUUAUAAUUUUCAUCUAGUGAUAAAUGAUGAAUCAAUAAUUUAAAUUUUAUUUCAUCAGAUACAUUUUUAGCCAAACAGUAGCCAAUAUCGUUGUCUUCAACUAUUUGUUGUGCGCCCGACUUUAAUAUAUCAUUUUCAUUUGUUUGCAAAUUUGUUUGGUGAAUGACUACAUGAUGAUGAUUGCGAGUCUAUUUGUGGUAGGAGGAUAGAAACAUUAUCGGUCUAAAAUUAAGCAUUAUAUGAAUAUGAAUUAACGUUUCGGAUGAUAAAUUAUUAAUAUAUAAAACAAUAUGUACGUACCUUUGAAAGUUUAGAAAGAUAAUUGAAUAGUACAUUUUUGUUCUCUUACUUACUCAUUAUGAUAAAUUUUAAUUUUAAUACGUUUCGACGUAUUUGUUACAGUACGACUGACAACGGUAUAUUAAUUAUAAUUAAAGUAAUAUUUUUAAUAAACACAAAAUUAAUAUUGAUGUUGUUUAGUCACCGACCACUGUACGCGAACUGGCGUCUAUCGACAAUGAUCUAUUAUCGGACGCAGUAAUAAUAUUUUCAUAUGAUGUUAUGAUUCAUAUUAGUCAGCAGUUAAUUCAAUUGGAGUUUAAGUCAUUUAUAACUGAAAAUAUUUAUGUUGGUAUUAAAAAUAUAUAGUUAUUUUAAACAUUUGUAAAAUACUGAAGAAAUUUCGAGGAGAGGAGGGGUCCGGACUCCUUGGACCCCCUCACAGAUACGGCCUUUUCGUUAAUCCACAAUCAAGUCCUCGAUCAUACAUUACCUUCAUACUAUGAUAAUCGCAUACAUUGUACGGUUUAUCGAUGCAUUAAUAGUUAAUAUCCUUAAAUAGUAUUACAUAAACCUUAACUGUGUAAAUAGUAUAUCGGAAAGGUUUAAUCCGAAUAAAUAUCUCGCCAUAUACGCAUUUGUUUUUAGUCCAUGUAAUCAUCUUUAUCUGGGUGAAUAAUAUUACACUAAACAUCAUGUAUGUGUUCCUAAGUACCCUUUGCCUAAUGACCCAGAGUCACAAGCUGUACAAAAGUACUCCAAAAUAGGUAUUUUACGCGACGUGACGUUUGUUUUAUUAAAACUUGUGAGUUGCAGAUUAAUUGAACAUACAGUUUUUAUGUUAUUUAUAUACGAUACUGAUGUAGGUACUUUUUUACCUCAGUAUAGGUAUGUUAAUAAUAACGUAAUACCUACACUUGAAGUUUCCCGUGGCAACCGAAAUAAGUGUUGAACUUCGGAAUUCUGUAUUCGUUUUCUAUUUACCUACAGGUACCUCCGAAGCAGUAUAAAUAAGUUCAACAAUAUUCCUAUGUAGUUUAUUGUAAUAGGAAAUUAAAAUUAGUACUAAGAUGCAAGUGGUUUCACUAUUUUCGGUAGAUGAGAUANGAUCACACAACGCGAGAAAAACUACAUCAAAUCGUCGUUGAGUCAAACUGUUUCGGACAAAAAGGUAUAUUAUAUAAAUAGGCUAAAGUCAACACUCGACGAUAAUUUCCGAUAAAUAAGUUCAACAAUAUUCCUAUAUAGUUUAUUGUAAUAGGAAAUUAAAAUUAGUACUAAGAUGCAAGUGGUUUCACUAUUUUCGGAAGAUGAGAUAUUUAAAUUAUACCCUUUUGUCCAUAUUUUUUUUUAUUCAAAAAAUUCGAGAAAUAUUCGAAAAUUAUUACGUAUAACGGUAUUAUUAUCAUCGGUUUAAAAUUGUGUUAUCGUACGAGUGAUAAUAGCAAACUAUAUUAAUAUUUUAAUACUAUGCAAAUAUAUUUUACAAUGUAUUUAAUUUGCGUAUACCAGAUACUUGUAUUCAUUAAUUUAUACAUACCUACAUAAUAUAUUAUUAGACAGGAACUGAUAUUUAAUAUAAGAUAUAUAAAAUCGUGUUUACAGUAUCAUAUUUUUUUAUGAUAUCAAAGAUAAUGUGAUAUAAUUAAUUAUUAUUUUAUGGUUUUUGUAAAAUUAAUGUUAUUACGAAAAUUAUUAAUUUAUUUAGUGAUUUUUGAGUUAUUUGUCUGUAUUUUUUUUCGUAGGUCUUCAAUUUGGUACAGUCGUCACGUUGGUCGGGUCGGGAAUACUGGCCAGUACUCGUUCGGGAUGGCCGUCGAUUUAUUACGUUAGUGGGGCGUUCGGAAUUGUGUGGGUAGUGUUGUGGUUGUUACUUGGGUCGGAAAGUCCGGACACUCAUCCGUUGAUCACACAACGCGAGAAAAACUACAUCAAAUCGUCGUUGAGUCAAACUGUUUCGGACAAAAAGGUAUAUUAUAUAAAUAGGUUAAAGUCAACACUCGACGAUAAUUUCCAAAACUCGUGUUUUUCAGAAAAUUAAAUAAAAAUAUCCCGUACAAUACGUAUAAAUUACAAAUGUGUUUGUUAUGUGUAAUUUAGACUAAGAAAUUUAAAAGUACCAUCAAAAAUUAAGAUUUUAGUUAUCUAAAUUUUUUUUGAAGGUGAAGUUUGGAACAUGUGUCUUUUGACUUUAAGUUUAGGGAUUAUGAAUACAACAUUGUAAACAGGUUACGAAAUACAGUAGAAAUUCGAUUAACCGUCAGUCGCGGGACCGGUACUAUGGUAGUUAAUUGAAUAAACUGCAAUAAAUUGCAAUAAACGUUUAUAUUUUACAAUAUGUGUAUUUGCAGACAAAACUAAUGAAAUGAUAAUAAAUAAUAGUAACAAAAAUAAUACCAUACUAAAAAAUACUGAACAAAAUAAUCCGCCAUCUUCUCUCCUUUUUUUUUUUUUUUUUAAGGUAUAAGUUUUUUGAGCGACAAUGUUUCAUAUUUUACGAAAAAGUAAGACGGUGACCGAUGACGGAUAACAGAGAGUGACGGUUAAUUGAGUUUCUACUGUAUGUGAAAUAUCUGGCAAAGUAGCAACUUGAAUCGCAAAUAAAAACAAUCUAUUCUAAUGUGAAAUAAUAAAAAUAUCAUUUCAGACCAAUUUCCUUUCAGAAAAAGUGCUACACUUUAAAAUCUGAGCAAAAUUUCUAGUAGAUAAGUUGUUUACAGAAAAAAAAAAACAUCAUUGUAAAACCAAUAAAUUUCGUCAUUCCACUCUGAAUCAAAAAUAUAACGUUGAAUACAAACCGAAAUCAAUGGUUUAUUGACCAUGGUCGGGGAUUGAAAACGGCAUUUAAUUAAACAUUUUUUUUUUUUCAUUUAUGAUUCAGUUGAAAUAUUAUUAUAGUAUACUACUUGUUUACCUAUAUGAUGUAAUAUAAUUACUAUUAAUUAAUAUUAUUUUUCAUAUAAUCGUGAUUUGUUUAAAAUGUCCAAAUACGGUUUUCAGCCCUAUUUAAAUUAAAUAGACACAUUGCUCUAUUUAAUAGUUGGGUACGUAACAAAAUUAAUAGUUUAUUUUUCAUUUGAUCUUUCUUGUAGAACUUGAUUACACCGUGGAAGAAAAUAUUCACUUCGAUGCCGGUGUGGGCGAUUACAAUAUCGCAUGCUGGUCACAACUGUGGAUUUUGGCUACUGCUCAGUGAAAUGCCGACGUUCAUUAAUUCUGUGCUAAAGUUUGACAUUAAAUCGGUAAACAACACAAGUGGAUGCAAUAAUUUUUUUUGUUUUUUUUUUUUUGUGAGGGGAGAAUACACGGUCGAAAUCAGUAAUAUAGGUACGAUAGGAUUUAAAGCUGCAGUGGAUAUAUUAUUAUAAAAUACCCGUAAGAAGAUAAUUUAAUGGAAAAUACAAAUUACAAACUAAUCCAAUUACGAUAGUGACUCGGAUAUUGAGUUGGGUUAGUAUAGGUGAAGUAAAAAAAUGUACAGGAUAAAUUACGAAAUCAUAAUAUCCGUGUUGAUUUACGAAUAAACUAAUUUCAAAGGGGUUUAGAGUAUUUAUACAAAUAUAUACUGCAGAUACCGAAUAGCCAAGUUAUCAUAGCACUUCAAACGUAUUCGAUGAAAACUCAAAAAUAAUAAUUUAAUGUAAAUAGUUGUAAACGUUGACAAACAAUAAUGUUUCAGGACGGGAUUGUGUCGGCGUUACCGUACUUGGCCAUGUGGUUAUGCCAGUUUCCUGUUACAUAUUUUGCCGAUUAUAUGAACAAGAAAAAUGUGACUUCGCUUACUUUUUCACGGAAAUUUUGGAACACCUUGGGUAAUAUUAUAACGUAGUAUGCAAGAGCAAAAUGACUAAGUCACGUGACAUUUUCCAUUAGUUAGGUAAUCAAAUCGAUACAAAUAUACUAACGUUAUCAUAGACUUAAUCGAGUUCAUGUAAUCAAAUCGGUCGCUUAUAUAUUAUACAUUUAUAAAUAUUGAAAACUGUCUUAGGUAGGUGUCUAGGUCAUUCUGGACUAUAUGAGUAUUGUAUAUACAUAUUUCUACAUAUUUUUUGUAUUUACUAAUAUACAUUAUUUAUAACUUAAUCAUAUUAGCAGCAAUUACUGUGGCGAAUUAAAUUUAAUCCAAUUAAAAAAACCUGGACUUUACAGUUCGCACCGUGGGUAGGCCACUGUUGUACAGAUAGGUAUAGUUCGGACGGUAGUAUACAUUGGGUAAUUUAGUUUAAAUACUACAUUGCUGUGUACACCGAUAAAUCAUUUUAUAAAUUAAUGAAUCAUUACGAACGGAAAAUGAUAUUGAAUGUUGCAGUGUACUAGAAGCGCUGUUUUCCCUUAUUGCCUAGGUAACACUGAAAUUUAAAAAAAGAACCUAUGAGUGAACUGUUACAAAUAUUAAUAAAUCGUAUCAAAUAAGACAACUAUCGGCCGGAAAUCACGUAUCUUUAAGGGAAGGUACUGUUUUAAAAAAAAAUCUGAAUUCUUUUACUAUCUGCAAAAAUGUUUUCCAAGAAAAAAAACCACAUCUUUGUAAAAAUAAAAACUACUUCGUAAUACUUGGAUUAUAAAAUAUUACAGUCGCUUAUAAUUUAUACUUUAUUUGGCAUACAAACGCCGUACGUACUAUGUGGGCAAUAAUUUUCUAUUUAGAUUUUCAAUUUUAUAAAUUAUUUGUAAAUACGAUUCAAACGUUUAAAAUAUAACUGCUACAGACCACGUCUAUAACCGUAUCUAUCUAUCUAUCUAUAUUGAAUUUUACCAGAUACGUUUUAGAUCUGCGAGAAGAUUUAGAUAGGUCGUCUAAAUCCGAUAUUUGUCUACCGCCGAACUUUUAUUACACUCCGGCAGAUUCGUGCCACAUACAUAAUAAUGUUGCUGGCGAAUCCGGCUGUUGAACGUGUUUAGGACAGUGACAAUUUCUGUGUGUAUGCUGCAGGAAUGAGCGGCGGAGCAUUGGGUCUCGUGGUGCUCGGGUACAUGGGCGAAAACGCAAAAGCGGCGAUAUGUCUGUACGUGUUCGUGGUGGCGAUCGGCUGUUGUACGAAUGUCGGUUUCAACAUCAACCAUUUGGAUUUGGCGCCGAAUUACGCGGGGAUUUUAAUGGGUUUCACGAACGCCGUGGCCUCCGUGGGCGGAGUAUUGGCUCCGACCGUCUGCGGGUUCAUCGUGCACCAUCAGGUUAGAAAACCGCGUUUUCCGUUCGGACUGGUGGUUUUUUGUUUUUUUUUUUUAUUAUUAUCGCAUAUUUACAGCAUUUAUAUAUAUUUAUGUAUGUGUCGACAGACAUCGGCGGAUGAAUGGAGAAUCGUGUUCACGUUAGGAGCAGUGAUAUUGUUCUUCUCCAGUAUAUUUUACAUUAUUUUCGGAUCCGCCGAAGUACAACCGUGGAACGAUCCCGAAAACGAAAACGGUAAACCGACGGUUUUCUAUCGUCAGCCAAUGCGGUCACGCAAUAAUAUGCAUGCUUUGGCGAUACAUUUUGUUGCACAUUGUUUGCUACUGUGUUAUUAUAUCGCGAAAAUGUUUUGUUUACUGUACAAGUGUUACCAGUGGAUAGUCAAUAACCGAAAACAAUAAAAGUAGUAUUUAAUUGUAGUUAACAAUGUCGCCAAAACUGUUUGCUCGCGAGAGACCUAUUUAGAUUUCAGAAAUGAUAAAGGCAUUUUAAUAUCAAAGCGGCCUGUUACCAACUUCGAAAAAAUAAAAAAUCCACCACAUCCAAACCAAAGCUCGCUGUUAGUUUCCUUAGCCAAUUUGUAAUGCCUAAAACAUUUAGUUAUUAAAAAAACACGCCGGGUGGAAAUAAAAGAAGGAAGAUUGAAAAAAAUAACCCCGAAAAAUUACAUUUUUAACUUUUUAAAUGUAGUUAAAAAUUCCAAAAAUCAGAGUCUAAAUAAAUGCAAAAUUUAACCAAAUAAUGGGGUAAGCACGCUUAGUGAAUCAUCCUGUUUAUUUUUAUAGCAAUAUUCGUGUUCGCUAAACCGUGUUGCUCAAAACUGCAUCGCCAAAACACGCCUUUAAUAAUUAAGACAUUAAUGGGUCAAAAGUUAAAAUUAUUUUAAACGAAUUAUUGUUUUGCGUGAUUAACUUUUAAUUUUAAAAUUAAUUCAUUUUUAAUAUUUCUUAAUUUCGUCUGCUUAACUUGACGAGCUAAAAAAAUGGUCAACUACACCCAGCCUUACUAAUAAUUAUUAUCGUUUAUUUUUAGUUGGCGUCCGGAGUUUUAUGCAGAUGAAGAAGGAUUACGGUUCGUCAGUUGGCCAUCACGGUUUACCGGCAUUCAAUAAAUCGACGUAA
Cinara cedri is the source of this 10104-nucleotide messenger RNA. The record is from the annotation of a GenBank genome assembly. NCBI's taxonomy places the organism in Eukaryota, Metazoa, Arthropoda, Insecta, Hemiptera, Aphididae.